Messenger RNA from Populus euphratica (Euphrates poplar), 1168 nucleotides. RefSeq names its product vesicle-associated protein 4-2-like. Lineage: Eukaryota; Viridiplantae; Streptophyta; Magnoliopsida; Malpighiales; Salicaceae. The coding region runs from base 66 to 866 and encodes 266 amino acids. The transcript has 7 exons. Gene Ontology annotation, cellular component: endoplasmic reticulum membrane; plasma membrane. The record is from RefSeq and is a predicted model, not a curated record. Gene Ontology annotation, biological process: endoplasmic reticulum membrane organization.
AACAAAACUAUUCAAAUUUUCCAUCUUUUAAGCAGAGUGUGAAAUGAAAGUUUAGUCUUCGCAAAAUGCCUUUCUGGCAAACGAGCACGGGCACUGGCAAUGGCAAUGCCACUUCUUCAACUAAUACUACCACUUCUUCUUCUUCAACAUCUUCAAGUUCCAUGAGCAGUAAUAACAGCAAUGGCAACAAUGGUUGUCAGCAGAACCAAAGUAACCAGCUUGGAGAGACAAGAUCGAGUCUUUAUUAUUCGACUAAUGCAGUAUCGUUUGUUACUAAGUCUUUGUUGCCUACUAGAAGAAGACUCAGGCUUGAUCCUCCUAACAAGCUAUUCUUCCCUUAUGAACCAGGAAAACAGGUUAGGAGUGCCAUUGGCAUAAAAAACACUAGCAAGUCUCAUGUAGCUUUCAAGUUCCAAACAACUGCACCAAAGAGCUGUUACAUGCGUCCUCCCGGGGCUAUACUUGCACCUGGUGAAAGUCUUAUUGCAACUGUAUUCAAGUUUGUGGAGCCUCCAGAGAACAAUGAGAGACUACUGGAUCAGAAAAGCAGGGUAAAGUUCAAGAUCAUGAGCUUGAAAGUGAAAGGAGAAAUGGAAUAUGUUCCUGAGAUGUUUGAUGAGCAGAAGGAUCAAGUAGCAGUUGAGCAAAUUUUACGAGUUGUUUUUCUUGAUCCAGAAUGCCCUAGCCCUGCACUGGAAAAGCUUAAAAGACAACUGGCUGAGGCUGAAGCUGAGCUCGAAGCACGCAAGAAGCCUCCAGAAGAUGCAGGCCCCCGAGUUGUUGGCGAAGGACUCGUUAUAGAUGAGUGGAAAGAGCGGAGGGAAAGAUACCUGGCACGCCAGCAGGUUGAAGUUGAUUCUGUGUGAAGAUCCUGUUUCCUUGCAAGCACUUGUUUUAUCUUGAGUUGAGGUUUCCUUCAUGCAAUGUUGAAUGCUUUGCCUCUCGGUCCGUUGGUGGAGGUUGAUGUGUGAUAAGUCCGGUCCUUUUAGGGGUGCAGACAUAAGAUUUGGAAAGCAGGACUUAUGAGCAAAGCCUGUUAAAAAAAAGGUAAAAUCAAGGCAUUUUGUUAUGUCAUAUUAAGCUUUAAGGCACAUAAUUAUGUACUUGUGCCCUAUUUAUUGUAGAUAUGGGAUUUUGAUUAACGAUGAAUUAGUUAAAUUUGUGUUGU